CCGGUAGGGGUGCAGUCCUGGGCGCCCCCCCCACCCCCUCACCUGCCCUCUCCUGCGGCCUCGCCAGGGAGGCCUCUCACCCUCUUAGGGUGGCCCAGCCGAAUGCGGGGCUGGCCCGGGGUGUCCAGACACUCUCAACAUGGAAUGGUUCAUCCGACUCCUGGCCUGCCUGGUGGGCAUCCUCCCGAUGGGAUCCUUUGUGAGAACUAAGAGAGAUACUACCGGGAACUUGCUCAACACAGAGGUGCACAGUGCGCCGGCGCAGCGCUGGUCCAUGCAGGUGCCGGCCGAGGUGAGCGCGGCGGCGGGCGAGGCGGCGGUGCUGCCCUGCACCUUCACGCACCCGCACCGCCACUACGACGGGCCGCUCACCGCCAUCUGGCGCGCGGGCGAGGUCUACGCGGGCCCGCAGGUGUUCCGGUGCGCGGCGGCGCGGGGCAGCGAGCUCUGCCAGACGGCGCUGAGCCUGCACGGCCGCUUCCGGCUGCUCGGGAACCCGCGGCGCAACGACCUGUCGCUGCGCGUCGAGCGCCUCGCCCUGGCCGACGACGGCCGCUACUUCUGCCGCGUCGAGUUCGCCGGCGACGUCCACGACCGGUACGAGAGCCGCCACGGCGUCCGGCUCCGCGUGACCGCCGCCCCGCGGAUCGUCAGCCUGUCGGUGCUGCCAGGCCCGGCGCACGCCUUCCGCGCGCUCUGCACGGCCGAGGGGGAGCCGCCGCCCGUCCUCGCCUGGUCCGGCCCGGCGCUGGGCAACCGCUCGGCCGCCGCGUCGGGCCCGGGCCAGGGGCACGGCCACCAGGUGACCGCCGAGCUGCCCGCGCUGGCGCACGACGGCCGCUACACGUGCACGGCCUCCAACAGCCUGGGCCGCGCCGAGGCCAGCGUCUACUUGUUCCGCUUCCGCGGCGCCCCCGGGGCCCCGGCGCUCGCGCUCCCGCUCGGCGCGCUCGGCCUCAAGGCGCUGCUGCUGCUCGGCGUCCUGGCCGCCCGCGCCGCCGCCCGCCGCCGCCGAGAGCACCCAGUUGCCCAGGACACCCCACCAUGGCCCCAGGCUCAGGAGUCCAACUAUGAGAAUUUGAGCCAGAUGAGCCCUCGGGACCCAGCAGCAGCCACAUGUCUACCAUGAGGACCCCUUGGCCACUGGCAUCCACUUGUAUACCAUGAGGAGCAGAGGCCAAGGCCGGGCUUGGCUGGGGCAGCCCUUCCUGGGUCCCAGCCAUGCUGGCAGCCCCUUGCUGGGCAACCUCCCACAAAGGCUGUUACGAGCCCACUCAUGGAGGCUUACUGGUCUCCUGCGAGGAUGUCUGUUCCAGAGCCCCUGUGAUUUUUAUGUCAGUGGGACCAGCGUUUUGAAAAAAUGUGUGUGUGUGUUUGUGUGUGUGUGUGUGUGUGUGUGUGUGUGCACCCAUGCACAUGUAUGAGCUCCAGCAUGAAGCUUAUGGACAAACUCUCACCCUUUCUUACAUAGAACAUCAUAGUAAAACAGGCAGGACGUUGGUCA
Molecule: messenger RNA, 1504 nt
Organism: Canis lupus familiaris (dog)
Lineage: Eukaryota; Metazoa; Chordata; Mammalia; Carnivora; Canidae
Gene: SIGLEC15
Product: sialic acid binding Ig like lectin 15
Exons: 6
Coding region: 140-1129 (329 amino acids)
Biological process (GO): regulation of bone resorption; regulation of actin cytoskeleton organization; regulation of osteoclast development
Cellular component (GO): plasma membrane
Source: RefSeq, a predicted model, not a curated record